This is a messenger RNA of Thunnus maccoyii (southern bluefin tuna), 5357 nucleotides long. RefSeq names its product ATPase cation transporting 13A2 (gene atp13a2). NCBI's taxonomy places the organism in Eukaryota, Metazoa, Chordata, Actinopteri, Scombriformes, Scombridae. Gene Ontology annotation, cellular component: membrane. Gene Ontology annotation, molecular function: ATP binding; ATP hydrolysis activity; ATPase-coupled monoatomic cation transmembrane transporter activity. Gene Ontology annotation, biological process: regulation of autophagosome size; regulation of mitochondrion organization; intracellular calcium ion homeostasis. The transcript has 29 exons. The record is from RefSeq and is a predicted model, not a curated record. Bases 466 to 3843 code for a protein of 1125 amino acids.
AGUCACAAAAUCUGAUGAGUCACCAAAUACGGUGUAACACCUGUAAUCUUUUUUAUCUGCUCUGCAGCCCGCGUCAGCAGUCAUGGCAACAGCGUGUAAUGCCUUUUACUUAAAUGUCUUUUCUUUCCGCAUUUCUUAAUCGACAAGAGAGCAAUUUGGGGUUUAGUCGUCGGUAUUGGUAGGCUGGAAAGGUGUCCCAUUUCCAUCGAAAGCCGGUUGAACAAGUUGCUGUCAGGUGUUAAAUCAGAGGCUGGAGGCAGCGCGCAGGUGAAGCCUCACAGCAGCAGGCUGGGAUUCACCGCAGGCUGCUGUGAGAUCAGCUAAACCACUGACGGUAUACAUUAUCAUUCCGGAAAAUAAGUUAUUUUAAACUUACUCCCUUGAGUGGACGGCAGUGCGGUUGAGCCGCAGAGCGGACUCCCCUCACCCAGUCCGCGAGACCCCCUGCUCAGUCCUGACUCACACAUGGAUGUUCAGGGGUAUAAGUGGGUGCGUUGGCGUGUGUGGCUGUGUCGUCUGUUUGCUGUGCUGUCCUUGGGUCUCCUCCCGAUUGUGUUUCACUGGCGCCCACGGCUUGCUGUCCUCGCCCGCUGCUCCUCCUGCCCUCUGGCUUUGGCAGAUAUUCUUCUAAUAAGAGACAGUUUUGGCCAGCAGCAUGUGGUGGAGGUCCUCACAGAGGAGAUGGAGGAGGGAAGUUCGGAGGUGUUGGGAACCCUGGAGGAUACUGAAUGGAGGGAUACAGUUCAGCUGUACAAGGAGGAGAAAACGCUCCUCCGUUACUACCUGUUUGAAGGGCUGCGCUACGUCUGGCUGGACAGGAAGGGAGCCUUCUGUCGUGUUAGUGUCCUCAAUGAGGACUGGACCUGCAUGGACCUGUAUGGCUUCCAAAAGGGCCUGAGUCACCUGGAGCAGAGCUUGAGGAGACGCGUGUAUGGGCCCAACCUUAUUGAUGUGCCUGUGAAGCCUUACAUAAGAUUGCUGUUUGAGGAGGUCCUCAACCCGUUCUAUGUGUUCCAAGUGUUCAGCAUCGUCCUGUGGAUGAUUGAUAAAUACUAUUAUUACUCCUCGUGUAUAUUUAUUAUCUCCCUUCUCUCCAUCAGUAUCUCACUUUAUGAAAUCCGCAAGCAAAGCGUCACUCUACGUAACAUGGCACGGUUGGUCACAAAUGUCACAGUACGCAGAAACAUGGGAGAGGAGGAGUGUGUGAGCUCGGUGGAGCUCGUCCCUGGUGACUGUAUAAUCAUCCCUCAGGAGGGUAUGCUGCUACCCUGUGAUGCUGCUGUGCUGGCUGGGGAAUGUCUGGUCAACGAGAGUAUGCUCACAGGUGAAAGUGUCCCAGUGCUGAAAACCCCAUUGCCGGCUGGUGAGGGGAGGUACAGCUCAGAGACCGAGCGUAGACACACCCUCUUCUGUGGUACGCAGCUCAUCCAGGCCAAAGGGGGAAGGCCAGGAGGCGGCGGUGCUGUCGCUGUGGUAACAAGCACUGGGUUUUUUACAGCCAAAGGUAACCUGGUCAGCUCCAUUUUGUAUCCUCAGCCAACAAACUUUCGCUUCUACCAAGAUUCUGUCAAGUUCCUGUUCAUCCUGGCUUUUGUUGCUUUAAUUGGCACCAUUUACAGCUUUGUGGUCCUCCUCAGAAGCAAUGUGACCUGGAUGGAGUUAGUGAUGAGGAGCCUGGAUGUUGUGACCAUCGCGGUGCCUCCUGCCCUGCCUGCUGCCAUAACCACUGGCACGAUCUACGCCCAGCGCAGGCUGAAGAGCCAGGGCGUCUUCUGCAUCAGUCCGCCACGCAUCAACAUCUGUGGCAAGAUUUCACUCUUCUGCUUUGACAAGACAGGAACUCUGACAGAGGAGGGUCUGGAUGUUUCGGGAGUGGUGGAGGGGGGACCCACUGGUUUCUCAGUGCUGGUUCCAGACCCCAGACACCUGCUGCCGGGGCCCAUGCUCUCAGGCCUAGCCUGCUGUCACACUGUGACGCUGCUGCAGGGUGAGCCCCUCGGAGACCCUCUGGAGCUCAAGAUGUUAGAGUCCACUGGUUGGACACUCUGGGAGCCAGAGGGAGAUGGAAGGGUGCUGGAUGCAGAGUUCGGAGGCCACAAAGUUUUGGCUGUAAUGAGACCUCCUACAGCUGGAAGAACUUCCACAAGUGAGUCAGUGGCCAUUGUCCAGAGGUUUCCCUUCUCCUCGGCCCUGCAGAGGAUGAGUGUGGUGACGGUGGGCCGCGGGGGACGCUCGGCUCUCGCUUUCAUCAAAGGAUCACCAGAGAUGGUGGCUAGCCUGUGCCGAGAAGAUACCGUGCCGGCACAGUUCUCAAGCAAACUGCGUAACUUCUCUAGUGAAGGACUCAGGGUUCUUGCACUUGGCUAUAAACCAUUAGAUGAGAAGACUGACCUAAAGACCAUCGAACGAGAAGCUGUAGAGAAAGACAUGCAGUUCCUGGGCUUCCUGAUGAUGAAGAACCUGGUGAAGCCACAGAGUGCAAAGGUUAUCAACAUCCUGAGACAGGCACAGCUUCGCAGCGUCAUGGUCACUGGGGACAACAUUUUAACUGCAGUCAAUGUUGCAAAAAGCUGUGGCAUGGUGGGGUCUGAUGAGAAGGUGAUAUUUGUCAAUGCCACCCCCCACACUGCUCAGUCCAUGCCCAGCCUGAGAUUCAGCCUGGGAGACGGAGGGACACAAAACUCCAUAGAGGUCAUCACCCAGGGCCUGUACCAGGGUGGUUUUGGUUAUCACUUGGCUAUUAAUGGAAAGUCCUUUGCUGCCCUCUGUGACCACUUCCCUGAGUAUCUGCCAAAGGUUUUGAUGCGAGCCACAGUAUUUGCACGAAUGGCACCUGACCAGAAAACCCAGCUGGUGAAGGAGCUGCAGAAACUGAAUUACCGGGUGGGCAUGUGCGGGGACGGGGCCAAUGACUGCGGGGCCCUGAGAGCUGCCGAUGUCGGGGUUUCUCUGUCUGAAGCCGAGGCCUCAGUCGCUUCGCCUUUCACUUCCAAGACGGGAAACAUCAGCUGUGUACCGCUGCUCAUCAGAGAGGGCCGAUGUUCUCUGGUCACCUCCUUCAGUCUCUUCAGAUACAUGGCCCUGUACAGCCUCAUUCAGUUCAGCGCCGUCCUCAUCCUCUACACAGUGAAGACAGACCUGGGUGACCUGCAGUUCCUGUUCUGUGACAUUGUUCUGGUGACUCUGCUGGCCAUCGUGAUGGGGAGAGGAGGCCCCAGUACGGAGCUGCACCACUGCAGACCCCCGGCCAGUCUGCUGGCCCUGCCCGUCCUGGGGAGCCUCUUCAUCCACACCUGUACGAACAUCCUGGGCCAGCUGGCAGCACUCUUCAUCACUACCUCGCAGGACUGGUAUGUUCCACUCAAUUCGACACUGUCUGGAGCAGCCAAUCUGCCCAACAUGGAGGACACCAGUGUGUUUGCCUUGUCAGGUUUCCAGUAUAUCAUGAUGGCUGUGGUGGUCACCAAGGGUUACCCUCACAAGAAACCUCUCUACCAUAAUGUGAUCUUCCUCUGUCUGUUGCUCAUCCUCUUUGCCCUGAUGACUUGGCUGGUGCUGUAUCCUACGCCCAUCAUUGCCAAAUAUCUUCAACUUUAUGAAAUCUCUGACAUGGAUUACAAAUUGCUGCUCGUCGCUCUGGCUGCUCUCAACUUCCUCAUAUGUUUUGUGGUGGAGGUGCUGAUAGAUAUGGGAAUCCUGAACUGUCUUCGCUUGAUGCGUCAAAAGCGUUCGUCCAAAAAACAGUAUAAACGUCUGAACGUCAUCCUGUCUGACUGUCCGACAUGGCCGCCCCUGAAUCAGACCCUGUCCCCCGCAGAGCACACAGUCAUCGGCUUCAGCUAGCAUCUGCCUGCCCCCCCUCUGUCGAACACUAUCAGUCACCCAAGCCAGACAAAGCUGUGGAUGUCUGAGCUGCAUCUACAACUGGACCAACAAUGCAAACUUAUGUUUACCUUUGUGAAUAAAUUGUUUUUAUGUCAGCUGUCGUGUGUGUAUUUUGGAGGACAUUAAUAUUCGCUAUGAAGUUAUAGCAUGAUUUAAUAUUGUGAUCCUGUGGGUGUUUAACGGACUAUGCUGGUGGGUUUUCAUGUUUCAGCCUAUUAAAGGAUCAGUUCAUCCAAAUUACAAAGGAAAAGAACGUGAUAUCUGGCCAUAGAGUCGGUAUAUAUUAGUCGAGGUCUCCCACCCCCCUUGUAUGUACUUAUACUGUGAGACAAAAGCUGCUGCCUGCCAGUUCAAAGUAAUGAAAUGAACAUGCAUCACAACACAAAAUGACAUUUUUUGCAAAUCAUUUUAUUAAAUCUGUAUUUACAGGCAGUUUGUGUUCUCACUCAGAGCUCAGCUAAACCCGUCUUUGUCUCCUGCACUGCUGCUAGAUUUCCUGAACUAAAAUCUCUUCCAGUAUUCUGAAUUUUCCCUCAGGUAUACUCAGUUUUUCACUUACUACAGUAACAAAAUCAACAACCAGGAAGUAAAAGGUGUGAUACAGGAGGCACAAGCUGAAUUCAACCAUUACAAGAACUUUUCUGUUGAUGGAUGUGCACCACUGAAUAUGGCUUUAUUGAGAUCUCCUCUCCGUUUGAACAGAUAAAAAGGUGAAAAACUAAGAACAUCUACUGGGCACAGCGGUCCUGGACAGCCAGGUAGUCAUUUCCUCUCUGGGUCACGUAUAACUGUUUAUAUUCUCCGUUUCAGCAGUGGACCAUCAGUUAAAAAUGCCAGAUAGUGAACAAUCACACAGGGAGUGAUGUUACCGUUUCUUACUGUGACCACGAUGCCAACAGUCAAGACUAGUGAACAGACAGAAAACAAAACAAAACAAAAUAAAAACAACUAACUGACAGACUGGCAUUCAGUCGUUCAUCUUAGGACGUGGACAUCUCUUCAGUUACAUUUCACCUCAUUCUCAACUCGAGCUUUAAUACGGACAUUUGCUGUUCUAGCAAUCCAACCUGCUGGAAAAAUACAAUCUUCGUUCAUUUCAUUCAUUCAGUCUGGUUCACUUGCACCUGAGUUCCUGCAUAACUGUAAGUCAGUGAAGGACAUGAAGAGAGGAGCACACCGCUGACGAGGUGGAGAUAUGACGGAGAGGCUUGUGAAGUACAGCAGUAAAUUCAUUCUCCAUCUGACCCUCCCUUUAGUUGCUGCCGACACCGACUUAAAAUAACGACAUCUGAAUUAAUUGAUAUAUAUACAGGGUGAUUUUAAAAUGGGCUUUUGGUUUGUUUCGAUUAAAAUACUGCUCGACAUCACUGCCGUCUCUUACAAAAAGGCAGAAAAGCUACUUAAAAUGGACUUCAAUCCACAAUCUUCAUUUGCUUUUUUUUUUUUUUUUUUUUUUUGCUUUUACUUUUAAA